This is a messenger RNA of Caenorhabditis elegans, 424 nucleotides long. It is a transcript of the gene ZC116.5, whose product is annotated as Conserved secreted protein. The record is from RefSeq and is marked reviewed. The transcript has 2 exons. NCBI's taxonomy places the organism in Eukaryota, Metazoa, Nematoda, Chromadorea, Rhabditida, Rhabditidae. Bases 11 to 346 code for a protein of 111 amino acids.
UUUCCCCAAAAUGAAGACUUUCCUUGCUCUGUUCUCCCUUCUUGCUGUGGCCUCUGCGCAACACUUGUACUAUCCAACGAGCUAUUAUACUCCAUACUAUUACUAUUAUCCUACAGCUACAGUUGGUGCAGCAGCCACCCAACAAACAGAUUUUAGUAAUCAACAAAUAUAUGCCCAACAACCUCAACAACAGCAGACUCAAUAUGCACAGGGAAAUCAACAAUAUAGUGGAACAGUUCAACGAGAUCAAUCUGGAAAUGUUCAACAAACAGGAUCGGUUGCAGCAGCAGCUCAACCUCUGUACUAUUACACUUAUCCAUAUUAUUACACAUAUGGAAGAAAGUGAAUUUAUGAAUAUUGAAAGAUUGCCAAGAUUUUAGAGACGAACGAUGUAUGAAAAGAAGCAAAUAAAGUAUUUUUGUUU